AUGAAUAGUGAAACGACAGUUUUAUUGCCCACGAAGGGGCUCGUUGCAUUAGUUACUGGUGGAGCUUCCGGUCUUGGAAAGGCUACUGUCGAGUUUUUAAUAAACCGUGGGCUGAAGGUAGCCAUCGUUGAUUUGCCAUCUUCAAAUGGCGCAGAUGUAGCCAAAAGUUGCGGUGAAAAUUGUCUUUUCAUUCCAGCAAAUGUGACACGUGAAGAUGAGGUAAAGGCUGCCAAAUUUAAAAAAAAUCAGGUGACACGUGAAGAUGAGGUAAAGGCUGCUUUCGGCAUUCUGUGCGAAAAUUUCGGACGAGUGGAUGUAAUUGUUAAUUGUGCUGGAAUUCCCGGAAAGUUAUAUGAUUCUGUGAAAAGAGAAAUGCAAAGUUUAAAAGAAAUUGCGGAAACCGUCAAUGUAAAUGUAAUCGGUACAAUGAAUGUGAUUCAAUUUGCAUGCCAAAUGAUGGCUGAAAACGAAAAAGAUAAAGACGGGCAGCGAGGAGUUAUUAUCAAUGUUUCAUCAAUUUGCGCAUAUGAUGACAACUCGCUUCAUGCAUAUUCAGCAUCGAAAGGAGCGAUUUCUAGUAUGACAAGUCCUCUUGCUUUCGAAUUUGCGAAGCAUGGAAUACGAUUCAUGGCUAUUGCUCCAGGCCUCUUUUCUACACCAAUGACAACUAAUUUAAACAACAUAAAAGUGGUGGAAAAACGUAUAGAAUAUCUUAAAAAUAUUGUACUAAGUCCAAAACGAUUUGGUAAUCCGCUGGAAUUCGCUGCUCUCGUUCAUCAUAUUAUUGAAAAUCGCUACUUGAAUGGUGAAGUUAUUCGAUUAGAUGGUGGAUUACGUUUGCAACAAUAA
This is a messenger RNA of Dracunculus medinensis (Guinea worm), 849 nucleotides long. The record is from the annotation of a GenBank genome assembly. Lineage: Eukaryota; Metazoa; Nematoda; Chromadorea; Rhabditida; Dracunculidae.